GGAACGAGGUGAUUGCAGUGGACUGGAAGGGCCUGAAGGAUGUGGAUCAAAUCAACAUGGACAGCACCAGCUCACUGCAUGGGAGCAGCCUCCAUCGGCCUUCUACGGAGCAAACACGAACUGAUUUCUCCUGGGACGGCAUCAAUCUCUCCAUGGAAGACACCACUUCCAUCCUUCCGAAGCUUAAGCGAAACUCUAAUGCCUACGGCAUUGGGGCCCUGGCCAAGUCAUCUUUCUCAGGGAUCUCAAGAAGCAUGAAGGACCAUGUGACAAAGCCGACGGCCAUGGGGCAAGGACGAGUAGCCCACAUGAUUGAGUGGCAGGGCUGGGGGAAGACCCCAACCAUUCAGCCACAACACAGCCACGAGGCAGUGCGCAGGGAUACAGAUGCCUACUCCGAUCUCAGCGAUGGCGAGAAGGAAGCACGUUUCCUGGCAGGUGUCAUGGAACAGUUUGCUAUUUCCGAGGCUACUCUUAUGGCCUGGUCUUCCAUGGAUGGUGAGGACGUGAGUGUCAACUCCGCCCAGGAGCCACUGGGCUGCAACUACAGUGACAACUACCAGGAGUUGAUGGAGAGUCAGGAUGCCCUAGCCCAAGCCCCCAUGGAUGGCUGGCCCCACUCCUACGUGUCCCAGGGCAUGUACUGUCUGGGGUCUUCAGAUGCCUGGGAAGCAAGCGACCAGUCCCUCAUUGCCUCUCCGGCCACAGGAUCCUAUCUUGGCCCUGCAUUUGAUGACUCACAGCCCAGCCUGCAUGACAUGGGACCUCCCCAGCCUGCUUCCGGAUACUCUGCUCAGGAGCCUCCAGCUUUGCUGGGAGGAGACACUGACUGGGCACCAGGGGGCAGUGGGGUGGACCUGGCCAGAGGCCCUGCUGAGGACGAGAAGAGGCCGCUAGCCCCUGAGGAGGAAGAGGAUGCUGGAUGCCGGGACCUGGAGUCACUUUCCCCACGAGAAGAUCCUGAGGUGUCCACUGCUCUCAGCCGGAAGGUGUCUGACGUCACAUCCUCAGGUGUGCAGUCCUUCGAUGAGGAGGAGGGCGAGGCCAACAACUAGCUUCUCUCUCCCCACUCCUACCCGAGGGCAUGGCUGCAACCCAUACCCUCCCUUGCCCUAUAGCACAGCUGAGCUGGGCAGAAGACAAGAACCUGGGAACUUCCAGUGCUCGCCCGCAAAGUGAGGACCAGCGAGGGGUUUUAUCCAGGCGUGCACUAGAAACCACAUGCCCAGAACUGAGACCCAGGCCCCUGGAUGGCUGUGAACCUGACGUGGCUGUGGGAGAAGAGCUGCAACUGUGGGCUUCUGGGUCUGUGCCCAUGUGCGCCGUGGGGACCGCAGCGCGGAGCGACCGUGCUGGAGACUGGAUCUCAGUUCUUCACGCCCUGAUUGCAUCUUCCAGGAGCCUUGGCUGUGCUGUUUGAAUGCCUCCUUCUUCCAUUUCACUCUUGCUUUUCCUGACUCUGUUUUCUCUGGCUGUGAGGAGCAGACCUCAGGGGCAGUUGGAUGUGGCUCGAGGCGCACGGGAGUGGCCUGAAGGGCAUGUCUGUGUCCAGGUGGAUGGACAGUCUGCCCUCUGCAGGGAGGUCAGCUCCUGAUCUCAGGAGGUGGACCCGGCAGCUGGGGGCACAGGCACGAGUCUUAUCUCAAGGUCUUCCCAGAGACAAGAAGGUCACUGAUGAGACCAAGAACAGAUGUGGCCGCUUGUUCUGGGCUCCUGAAUGUCCUGUGGCUAAAGGAGGAGCCUAAGGAUCAGAGCAAAGACUCACCUGGGGCUGGCUGCUCCAGCUCUGGCUGUCCUUCCUGCCUUCUUCCAUCCCGUGCUCCGGGAGUCCAGCCCUGAGGAGAGUGAGGGGACGCCAGUCUCAGAUUCGCUGACACAGGAGGCAGUGUCCCUGCCAGUGGGGGGAGCAUGAGGGCUGGGUCUCCCCCUGACCACCCCUAAUUCUCUGGAGCUGUUUACACUUUUCUCUUUGCCUUUUCUACAUUUUUAUAACUUCUUGGGGACUCAGGGUUGAGCAGGGUGGUGGGAGGAUUCCGGUGCUCUCAUUGCCCCGGCUGGGCUGGGCUGGCGGCUGUGGGCCAGGGUGGGCACUGGCUCCCUCUGCCCCUUCAUCAGCUCUUCCCAGGACUCCCGAGGUAGCCUCCCUGGUGUCCUGCGUCUGUCCCCAGGCCACCUGCUGGAGGAAGAGGGGAGAACCAGCACAUUCUUCCUUCCUGGACAAGUUUGCCAGGAGGCACAAGCUUGCCCGCCCGGGCAGUUUCCGCUCGGGUAUGAAGUGGACUGUGGGGUCAUGGAGCAGCAAGUGAACUCGCAUGUCUGUGAGGGCAGGGGAGCGGCGCUGGAGCAAAGCCACUGCAGAGGUGGCCCACACCAGCCCCGGGCGUGGGUGGAGUUGGAGUUGGAGAAGCUCCUUGCCCUGUUCCCUCUUUCCUUGUGCUCCUGCUCCACGGCCUGAGUCCUACCACAGUCUGUCAGGGGUCCUGUUACUUGAUUCUCUGCCGCCACGGCCCUGUUGUCCUCUUUGGGUGCACGCUGCCCCCAUCAGCUUGGAAUGAGGGGGUUGAGAGGGUGCUUCUGUUCAUCUGUGACCCUGCCUCCCACAAGCUCACAUGCGCCUGUGCUCAUGAGGGGGCCACAGGGCAGGCACCUGGGUUCAGGGGAGGGGGAGGCUGGCUAUCCUGAGGUUGGCUCUUGUAGGAACUAGGAGAAGGCGUGGCGAGCCGAGGUAGGUGAACAGACCCUGACUUCAUCUGUAUGCCUGAACGGGAGAAGAUACCUCUGGGUUUGUCCACGUGUUGUUAGCACACAGGACCUUUCUUCCAGGAGGUCUGGGCAGGGCCAGUGUAUCCACCCGGCCGCUGUCCCUGGCCCCAGACUCCUGCCCCAGGCCCUUGGGGUUUCGCAUGCUCACUCUACCUUCCUGCCCCAGCCCCCUUUCUUCGCCUUGCCCUGCCUACUCUGUCAGUGCCUCACCUCCUUUUUGUGUCACCUCCCCAGUGGCCCCAGUUCUUCCUCCCAGGUCCCAGCGUGCUGCGUCCAGGAAGGAGGCUCAUUCCUUAGAGCUGCCUUGUGCGCAGGCCUCUGGGGGGUUGGGAAAGGUAGACUAAAGCAGCCUUCUUUCCGCCCUCCCUUUCCAAGAAAGCCAAGUGGUCCCAGAUGAGAGAUGGCUAAAGACCAGAAGGCACCCAGUGGGGGUUCACACGGGGGCAGGGACUGGGUGUCCCGAAGCUGCUGGCGCAUGUGUGCAGGCAGGGGCGAGGGCGUUCUGCCUUUGGCCAGGAGCCCUGCCCUACUCUGAAGAGGAAAACUGAGGUGCUGGCGGGCGCCGGCGGAGGAACCGGCAGAGGAACCCCCUCUGGUGGGGCAGGAUGCAUGGGGACUGCUUUUAGCCUAUUUUACGGGGGUGGGUGGGGCAUGUGCCGGAAGAAGCUAUGGGGCGUGGGGAAGGGUUGCUUUUCCUUUGGGGUUAAAGGCUGUGCAGCACGUUUUACAGCAGCUCUGGAGCAGGGCUGUUUUAUAUUCUUGUGAAUGAAACUGCUCUUGCUAAAUGAUUUUUUUUUUGGGGGGGGUGCACUUUCAUUUUGAAUCGACUUUAUUAAAUGAAAAUCCAAACCUUCCAUUCCUCCCCUUCCACUGACCCUCUGCCAUCGCCCCCUUCCUUAUCCUGUCUUGAGGAGGGGAUCAUGGGGAGGGAGUUUAUUAUUAUCUUUGCCCCCACCUUGUACCCCACAUACCAUCUUCCAGGUCUGAGAAAUGCCCGUUUUUAUGGCCAGUCUUAGCAUGUUUUCUUAAUGUGAUAUUCCCACCCCAGGCCCAAGAGAGAUUCUAUGACAUAUAUUACAGAGAGAAUUGUAUAUAAAUAUAUAUAAAUAUUAUAGAUUAUAUACACGUGGGCACGGGCUUGAUGCCUACUGCCAACCCCCUGCCCAGGCCUUGGCAUCCCUCUCUCGGCCUGGGGAAGGGGAAGGGACGUGAAGCUGGGGAGGCCCAGAGGCUGUGUUCAGUGGCACUAAACAGAAUGUGGUGGCA
This is a messenger RNA of Chinchilla lanigera (long-tailed chinchilla), 4029 nucleotides long. It is a transcript of the gene Fam131b, whose product is annotated as family with sequence similarity 131, member B. Lineage: Eukaryota; Metazoa; Chordata; Mammalia; Rodentia; Chinchillidae. The record is from RefSeq and is a predicted model, not a curated record.